AUGGCGGUGGAGAUCGUUGAAACGAAGGUGGCGGAGGUCACUAGCGACGGCGACAUAAAACAAAAGGAGAAGAAGAAGACCUCCGAUCUUGGUCCUCAUUGUCGCCAACCACAAGAGGGACAAAGCACAGCUUGCAACAGUGGCACGACAUCGGCUGCUAACGGUGGUCAAGGGUGGCAACAACAGCGGCGGCUGAGGCUGGCGGUUCACACCGGCGAUAACGUGGUCGGCUGA
Molecule: messenger RNA, 234 nt
Organism: Lactuca virosa
Lineage: Eukaryota; Viridiplantae; Streptophyta; Magnoliopsida; Asterales; Asteraceae
Source: the annotation of a GenBank genome assembly